Molecule: messenger RNA, 3661 nt
Organism: Papaver somniferum (opium poppy)
Lineage: Eukaryota; Viridiplantae; Streptophyta; Magnoliopsida; Ranunculales; Papaveraceae
Product: ARF guanine-nucleotide exchange factor GNOM-like
Exons: 4
Coding region: 376-3135 (919 amino acids)
Biological process (GO): regulation of ARF protein signal transduction
Molecular function (GO): guanyl-nucleotide exchange factor activity
Source: RefSeq, a predicted model, not a curated record
UCUAAUUGUCUCUGCUUCCUCCUGACUUUUCUUUUUCAGUUUUUGGCCGUUGAGAGAGUUUUGAUUUGCAGUCUCUUCUGCGCGGCCGAUCUCUGACUUCCUCUCUCUAAAAGUCUCUCUCCCUAUCUCUAAACGCAAUCCCUCCCUGUAUUUGAUCUUCAGCAAAGGUAUAUAUAGGUGUACUAGCUGGGGCAAUUGGACUACUAGAUGCACAUGACUUUUGAGUUAUUUUUCUCGCUCGUUUUAGAGUGAUAGUAAGGCGGCAUAAAUGUUGAGGUUACAUGUUCCCUUUCCAUGGACAUAGAUGACGUGUACCAGUUGAUCUCUAAUACCUUUCUGUGUCGGGGGGAAUCUGAAUUAGAGUAGUUAGUAAGAAUGACUAUGGGGAGCUUAAAGAUGCAUGCUGGAAUUGAGGAAAAUGGGCACGGCGAGCCUGGGCAGUAUAUACCAAGCAGUACUGCUUUUGCAUGUAUGAUAAAUUCAGAAAUUGGUGCACUUUUGGCUGUUGUGAGGAGAAACGUACGUUGGGGAGGCCGUUAUAUGUCUGAGGAGGAUCAACUAGAGCAUUCUCUGAUCCAAUCAUUGAAGUCAUUACGGAAAAAACUCUUUUCCUGGAAUCGACAGUGGAAUGCAGUUGAUCCAUCCAUUUACCUCCAGCCAUUCUUGGAUGUGAUUAGAUCAGAUGAGAUUGGAGCACCAAUAACAGGAGUUGCAUUGUCUUCUGUUUAUAAAAUUUUGUCUCUUGGCAUACUUGAUCCAACCACUGUGAAUGUCAAAGAUGCAAUGCAUUUGGUAGUUGACGCUGUAACAAGUUGCAGAUUUGAGGUCACCGAUUCUGCAUCCGAAGAGGUUGUGCUUAUGAAGAUACUUCAAGUUCUUUUGGCGUGCAUGAAGAGUAAAGCAUCAUUUUUAUUGAACAACCAGCAUGUCUGCACUAUCGUGAAUACUUGUUUUCGAAUAGUUCAUCAAGCAGGCACAAAAGGCGAGUUACUGCAGCGUAUAGCUCGCCACACGAUGAAUGAGCUUGUAAGGUGUAUAUUUUUGCAUCUACAACAUUUUAAUCACACAGGAAAACCAUCAACGCAUGGAAAUGGGCCUCCUGGAGAGACAGAGGUGAGUGUGCUUCAAAAGGAGUACACAUCUGAAGAUAAACAGUUAGAUAGAAGUAAUGGUAGUUCCGAGAAUGCUUCUGUCUCUGUGGGUUCUCUAAGAAGCUUGGUAGAUGAUUCUGUGGUUGGUACUGGUCACAGUGAGGUAGCAGUCGAUGCAGUUCCAAAUCCUAUGAACGAACUGUAUGGAGUCGCUUGUGUGUUGGAGGUUUUCCAAUUUUUGUGUUCCCUCUUGAACGUUGGAGACCAAAUUGGUAUGAGCCCAAGAUUGAACUGGACAGAAUUUGAUGAGGAUGUGCCACUUUUUGCCUUGGGAUUGAUAAAUUCGUCUAUUGAAUUAGGGGGAUCCUUUAUAAGCCAGCAUCCUAAGUUAUUGAUUUUAAUUAAGGAGGAGCUGUUCCCAAAUCUAAUGCAGUUUGGCCUGUCUAUGAGUCCCCUGAUUCUCUCUAUGGUCUGUAACAUAAUCCUAAACUUAUAUCUCCAUUUGCGAAAAGAGCUAAAAUUACAGUUAGAAGCGUUCUUGUCAUCUGUAAUUCAAAGACUUGCACAGAGCAAGCAUGGGGACUCUUCAUAUCAACAGCAGGAGGUUCUAAUGGAGGCUCUUGUUGACCUCUGCAGGCAGAAGACAUUCAUGGCAGAACUGUACGCUAACUUCGAUUGUGACAUAUCUUGCUGCAACCUGUUUGAAGAUGUUAGUAACCUUCUGUCAAAGAGUGCUUUUCCAGUUAACUCUCCAUUGUCUUCGAUGCACGUUCUCGCUUUGGAAGGUUUGGUUGCCGUUGUUGAGGGAUUCUCUGAAAGAAUUGGUAAUUCACCAUCAUUUUCUGAUAAAUCGUUGUUAGUUCUCGAACAGUAUACUCCAUUUUGGAAUGAGAAGUGCAAGAAUUAUGCUGAUCCAGACAGUUGGGUUGGAUUUGUUCGUCAUAGGAAGCAAAUUAAGAAAACUUUGAUGAUGGGUGUUGAUCACUUCAACAGGGAUCCAAAGAAAGGUCUAGAGUUUUUGCAAAGAACACAUCUCUUGCCUACUGAACUUGAUCCCCAGAGCGUAGCUUUGUUCUUUAGGUAUACCUUAGGGUUGGAUAAAAAUAUUGUGGGUGAUUUUCUGGGAAGUCAUGAAGAAUUCUGGGUUCAGGUGCUUCAGGAAUUUGCUCGAAGUUUUAAUUUCCAAGACAUGAAUUUGGAUAUAGCUUUGCGUUUAUUCUUAGAAUCAUUUAGGCUUCCAGGAGAAUCCCAAAAGAUACAGAGAGUACUGGAGGCAUUUUCGGAGAGAUUCUAUGAACAGUCACCACAGAUUUUAGCUAACAAGGACGCUGCACUUGUGUUAUCUUAUUCUAUUAUCCUGUUAAAUACGGACCAGCACAACGUGCGAGUUAAGAAAAAAAUGACAGUAGAAGAUUUUGUGCGGAACAAUCGGCGAAUAAAUGGUGGGGAUGACCUCCCUCGUGAGUUCCUAUUGGAGCUUUACCACUCAAUCUGCAAGAACGAGAUUAAGAUGUCUCCGGAGCAGGGUGCCGAGGUUGUGACGCCAAGCCACCGGGUCAACUUGAUGCACAAAUCAAAGACUGCGCCUCCAUUUAUUACUUGCGACUCCAAACCCUUUCUUGACCGUGACAUGUUCUCUGUGUUAUCGGGUCCUACACUUGCCGCUAUUUGUGUGGUAUUUGAUAAUGCAGAAAAUGAAGAUAUUUACCAGACAUGUAUAGACGGUUGCCUGGCCAUGGCCCAGAUAGCAUCUUGCAGUCAUUCAGUGAACAUACUGGAUGAUCUUGUUAUUUCCCUUUGCAAAUUCACAACUCUUCUUGAUAUUUCUCAAAUGGAUGAUCCCAUUUUAGCGUUUGCCGACGACACCAAAGCUAUGAUGGCAACAGUUACAGUUUUCACCAUAGCAAAUAAGUAUGGUGAUUAUAUCGUGCUGGCUGGGAGAAACAUCUUAGAUUGCAUUUUAAGUUUGCACAGAAUAGGUUUACUUCCAUCUGUUGCGGCCAGUAAUGAACAAUCUUCAGAUCCUGUUUCUGAAAACCAAUAGCGCAGUCUACAGCUUAUGUGCCUGUGAAGACUCUUGCUCCUCAGAGGUCAUCGGGGUUCAUGGGCAGGUUUAGUCAAUUAUUAUCUCUUGAUACAGAACAGCAAAGCUUAGAACCGACCGAAGAAGAAUUAGAAGCUCAACGACGCGCUCAUCAAACAAUUGAGAAAUGCCAAGUUAGUACCAUUUUCACAGAUAGCAUGUUCUUGCAAUCUGAUUCUCUAUUGCAGCUCGUGCAAGCCCUAAUCUGGGUUUCAGGUCCAUCCCAGAAAGGAAAAAUGGUUCAUCUGAAGAUGAAGAUACCUCGAUUUUCUGCCUGGAAUUACUUACCACAAUCACACUUUACAAUCGAGACAGAAUUGUUCUUCUUUGGCCAGGUGUUUACGAACAUAUAGCUGGCAUUGUUCAAUCUGCUGUAAUGCCUAGUGCUUCGUUGAAAAGGCGUCUUCGGGUUACUUCACAUCUGUCAGCGUUUGCUCCCCUAUAAAGAAAACCUUGCUGAUGAGCUCCUGAAAUCUUUGCAAGUUAU